UCAACAAUGUGUGAGUCAAUGACCUGUGAGCAGACUUCAUUAUUAUCCGAACAGUCGUCAACAUUGUCAAGUGAAGCCUCAACUAGUAAACCUCAAACGAACAAUUUAGAGUUUUAUGAAUAUGAAACGCAGUUUUUUGGUUUUACACCUAAGGCUUUCGUGGAUGGAGUACAUAAUGCAUUGGUCGAGUAUCUGUGUGAUGGUGUGACUGUGGUGGAGCAGUACCUUAUGAAGGAGUUCAAAAUAACCGAUGGAUCUAAAGUAUCAGCAGAAAAGCUUCGAGAAUGUACUCAGAAGGUUUAUGCUCAUCUAAAGCCGCGGUACUCCACUGCCUUUGAUAAAUUAGAAUUUUUUUUAAUCCAUAAUCUUCUCCAUAUUCCAAGCCAUGUUGUACUGCCAGAAGAUAAGGUCAAUCUAGAUUUCAAAUUCAACGAAAACGAUGAAGACAAAGUGGACCGAGAAAUUGCCGAACUCCGAACUAAAAUUGAAAAUCUGAUGUAUGUGAACCACUGCUUGGCGCAAUCGAUAAAAGAUAUGAAGGAUGUUCAAAGUAGAAUGGAGAAUUUGCUGGCCAUGAUUGAGAAGAUUGAAAAAGUACACAAGGAUGCUGGAAUUACUGAUUUAAAGGAAACAGUGGCAUUCAAUCUCGAUAAAAUGAACAAGAUUAUUGGAUUGACUGGAAAUUUGAUGCUGAAAGGAAUACAAGCAAGGAAGUCAGAAGAGACAGAAGAAUGUGAUAUUGAGCAAAGAUCCAAGAAACUGAAAGUGACGUAACUUGUGGUGACACUGUAGGCUAUAUUAAAAGUAUUCAAACGACUUAUCAAUUUGUAUUCACGACAACACAACUAACAUUGAAUUUGUUUCAGCAUUAUCAUAUAUAUCACUUAUAUAAAUGAUUCAAGAUUUAGAUUUAAUUUCAACACUGCCAUUAUUGAUUUCCUUUGUCAUACCAAAUUUGUUUUCUGUUUCUUUUUUUUUUAUUCCAGUUUUACGAAGCAAGAAUCUUUUUUACAUGAACACAAAUGAAUGAAAUAAAAAGAAUGUUCUUAUUUUAAUAUAUAUAUAUGCAUGUGUUUAUAUUAUGGAAUUCUUCUAUUAGCAUGCACUUACAGACUUGCGUAUAUAACAGAG
This is a messenger RNA of Saccoglossus kowalevskii, 1131 nucleotides long. Its product is annotated as protein MIS12 homolog. NCBI's taxonomy places the organism in Eukaryota, Metazoa, Hemichordata, Enteropneusta, Harrimaniidae. Gene Ontology annotation, biological process: mitotic sister chromatid segregation; mitotic cell cycle; kinetochore assembly. The record is from RefSeq and is a predicted model, not a curated record. Gene Ontology annotation, cellular component: chromosome, centromeric region; nucleus; MIS12/MIND type complex.